AUGGCUAUUUUUUUGAACAAAACUCUUCCCGACUUGUCAAAGCUUGAACCUUUGGAUGGAAACAAUUUUAAACACUGGUCUCAAAAACUCUUGUUUGAAAAACUACUUGUUGAUGUUCCUAACACUCCUACUGAUGUUUCUGAUGAUGCUGCUACUAUUGUUUCUGAUGAUGCUUCUAAAAAGAGAUUUGAAAUGGAUAACAAAACUGUUAAAGGACAUCUGCUGAACCAUAUGACUAACCCUCUGUUUGAUUUAUUUGUUACUAAUAAAUCUGCUAAGGAAAUAUGGGACAGUUUGGAAAAGAAAUAUGGUGUUGAUGACGCAGGGAAGAAGAAAUAUGUUGUAGGCCAGUGGAUUAAGUUCCAGAUGGUUGACAAUAAGCCAAUCAUGGAACAGGUUCACGAAUAUGAUAACUUGACUGUUGUUGUGCUUACCGUGGGCAUGAAGAUGUGUGAGAUUCUUCAGGACAACGUUCUGCUCGAAAAAUUUCCACUAUCUUGGAGUGAUUACAGGAACCAACUGAAGCAUAAGAAGAAGAACUUGUAG
This is a messenger RNA of Lycium barbarum (goji berry), 546 nucleotides long. RefSeq lists its product as uncharacterized. The transcript has a single exon. The coding region runs from base 1 to 546 and encodes 181 amino acids. Lineage: Eukaryota; Viridiplantae; Streptophyta; Magnoliopsida; Solanales; Solanaceae. The record is from RefSeq and is a predicted model, not a curated record.